This is a messenger RNA of Exserohilum turcica Et28A, 1030 nucleotides long. RefSeq lists its product as uncharacterized. Bases 1 to 1017 code for a protein of 338 amino acids. Lineage: Eukaryota; Fungi; Ascomycota; Dothideomycetes; Pleosporales; Pleosporaceae. The transcript has 2 exons. The record is from RefSeq and is a predicted model, not a curated record.
AUGAAGCUCAAGGCCUCGCUUCUCGUCCGCCUCCCAGGCAUACGCUGGAGCCCACACGACAUUGAUUCUUCCGAGCCAUCCUCGUCAGCCUCGCCGUCAAAACCCAAGCCGCGCAUCCCGUUCUCGCUCCGGUCCUCCGCGCCCGACACUGCCAUUCUGCGCCCCCGCAAAUCCUCGCUGAAACCAUCGUCGGCCGCUGAACCCAAUGUACGCAUUGAUGCGCGCACGCGUGCACAGAACCAGGCGCUGUUCUUCGCUCGCCUGCCGCUCGAGCUGCGGCACAUGGUGUACGAGUAUGUCAUGGGUGGGGAGGUGCUGCACUUGACGCUGAGCACGAAGCGCCGAUUUGGACAUUGCAUCUGCGACGAGGGCCGCGAGGACGAGGAACACAAUGGAAAUAGUAAUCAUAAUCCUAAUAGUAGCAGUGGUGCUACGAACAACAGCAAGCAAUGCGCGUGCCGGGUCCUUGUUGGCGGGAGAAAAGAUGCACGACGCCUUGAUGGCGGGGGCGUCAGUCUCGCCCGCACAUGCAGGAGAAUGUAUGCAGAAGCCCUGCCGUAUCUCUAUCGCGCGCAUGCGUUUUCCCUCUUACAUAUCACGCAUCUCCUCUAUCUGCCGUCGUCUGUCCCGCAGCUCCACCUCAACGUCAUCCGCGUGCUGCGUCUGCGCUGGGCCAUCCGCGCGCUGCCGUACUUGCGCCGCGGCCCCUCCAACCGCGUCGCAUACCGUGAAGACACGGGGAAUUGGGAGCGCGCGUGGGGCAUCAUGGCGGGCAUGCAGGGGCUACGAGAACUGUACGUUGUGCUGGUUGAUCCGAGUCCGCAGCAGCUGUGGGAGCGGAACUGGCUCGAGCUAGAGGAUAUAUUGCUCGAGAGUGUGAGGGGCGUCACCAGACCGAGGGACGCCGUGGUCGUAAUGCCGUAUCAGAGCUGUGGCGUGGACUGGGAUAUGCGUGGCAGUCCUGUGGUGCUUAAGAGGCCCGAAGAUGGGGAUAUCGAGACAGAAGAUGAAGAAUAAACAUGUCCAUGUU